Molecule: messenger RNA, 2566 nt
Organism: Hypanus sabinus (Atlantic stingray)
Lineage: Eukaryota; Metazoa; Chordata; Chondrichthyes; Myliobatiformes; Dasyatidae
Product: zinc finger protein 135-like
Exons: 2
Coding region: 554-1693 (379 amino acids)
Biological process (GO): central nervous system development; regulation of transcription by RNA polymerase II
Cellular component (GO): nucleus
Molecular function (GO): RNA polymerase II cis-regulatory region sequence-specific DNA binding; DNA-binding transcription factor activity, RNA polymerase II-specific
Source: RefSeq, a predicted model, not a curated record
AUGGCACCGGUAUUACCCAAAAGGCCCUGCCAGAAUAAUUCUUAUCAGGCACUGAAGCGCUGAUGAACUGCGCAGGCGUCAGGCUGACGACGUCCCCGAGUAUCACGCAUGCGCGCAGCACACGAGGCCUUGAAAAUGUCGGUUGCAGGUUAAAAACGAGAAGGAAUUUGUCGCCGGGGAUCUCAAACAGAAAACGCCAGUUUUGCUGUCUCUGUCUGGAUAUUUAAGAAGUGGAGCGAGGGAUUCAAUCGACUAUCCUUCCUGCUCAGACUGUGGAGAGGGAUUCAAUUGAUCAUUUGACCAAAUAGCAAGCCAGUCAUCUUACACAGGAGAAAGGCUGUUCACCUUCUCAGACAGUGGGAAUAGAUUCACUCAAUUAUCACAAUUGAAGGUACAUCAGCAAGUUCACACUGGGCAAGGCCAUUCAUCUGUUCUGUGUGUGAGAAAGGAUUCAGUUGGACCUGUGGACACACCAGUCAGUUCACACCACACCUGGUAGAGGCUGGUGAUCUGCUGAAUUUCUGGGAAAAGAUUCACUCAGUCAUUUGACCUUAUGGCUCACCAGCGAGUUCACACUGGGGAGAAGCCAUUCACCUGUUCAGUCUGUGGAAAGGGAUUCACUCAGUCAUCCAACCUACGGAGUCCCCAGCGAGUUCACACUGGGGAGAGGCCGUUCACCUGUUCAGAAUGUGAGAAGAGAUUCACUCAGUCAUCCAACCUACGGAGUCCCCAGCGAGUUCACACUGGAGAGAGGCGCUUCACCUGCUCAGUCUGUGGGAAGAGAUUCACUCAGGCAUCCAACCUACGGAGACAUCAGCGAGUUCACACUGGGGAGAGGCCGUUCACCUGUUCAGUCUGUGGGAAGAGAUUCACUCGGUCAUCCAACCUACUGGUACAUCAGCGAGUUCACACUGGGGAGAAGCCAUUCACCUGCUCAGAAUGUGGGAAAGGAUUCAGUGAGUUAUCCAACCUACUGGUACAUCAGCGAGUUCACUCUGGGGAGAAGCCAUUCACCUGCUCAGUCUGUGCGAAGGGAUUCACUCGGUCAUCCCAACUACAGAAUCAUCAGCGAGUUCACACUGGGGAGAAGCCAUUCACAUGCUCAGAAUGUGGUAAAGGAUUCAGUGAGUUAUCCAACCUACUGGUACAUCAGCGAGUUCACACUGGGGAGAAGCCAUUCACCUGCUCAGAAUGUGGGAAAGGAUUCAGUGCUUUAUCCAGCCAACUGAGACAUCAGCGAGUUCACACUGGGCAGAAACCGUUCAUCUGUUCAGAAUGCGGGAAGAGAUUCACUCAGUCAUCCCACCUGCAGAGUCAUCUGCCAGUUCACACUGGAGAGAAGCCAUUCCCCUGCUCAGAAUGUGGGAAGAGGUUCAGUCACUCACGCUCCCUGCAGAGACACCAGUCAGUUCACACUGGGGAGAAGCCGUUCAUCUGCUUAGUCUGUGGGAAGAGAUUCACUGAGUCAUCCAGAUUACUGGUACAUCAGCGAGUUCACACUGGGGAGAAGCCGUUCAUCUGCUUAGUCUGUGGGAAGAGAUUCAAUAACUCAUCCAGAUUGCUGGAACAUCAGCGAGUUCACACUGGAGAGAGGCCAUUCACCUGCUCAGAAUGUGGGAAGAGAUUCACUCACUCUUCCACACUACAGAGACAUCAGCGAGUUCACACUGGAGAGGAGCCAUUUACCUGCUGAGAAUGUGGGAUAGGAUUCACUCAGUCAUUCCAACUACUGGCACACCAGUCAGUUGUUAUGAAUCCCUAGGUUUUGUUUGCUGUGGACUGUCAUUUUAAGAGAGAGAGAUUAGGAAGUUUAAUCAGUCUGACUUGCAGCUUGUUUACAUCACUCACAGCUUGUUUAGUUUUAACUGAGGACACAGACACUCAGAGUCAGACGGAGAUGAAGGAGGAAAAAUGGAAAGAUCGAUACAAGGGAAAUAGGUGCCAAGGGUCACUGUUUGGAAUUUUCCUAUGCCCGCAAGUAUGGGUUAAUUAUCGAUUCAUCAUACAUCGUCUGUGUGGUUGUCACCUCGUUUGAUCCAUAGGAGUGGAUCUGAUUUGGGGUAUCAUGUGAAGACCACCGAUGUGUUAACCCUUGCCUGGGUGUGGUGUGGUAAUUCACUUGAAGACGAUACGCCUUGUGACAAGUCACUUUGGGUGAUAAUUAUUAUGUGGAUUUGGAAGGAUGACAGAUAAUAUCUACAGUGACUGUUCUCUUGUUUUACCACCAUGGAACCUGUGGAAUUCGACAUAAUUGCCUUCUCUCGACAUUUACCCUGGAUUACAUAUAUCUCUCUCAUCACCUAUUCUGUGGUUGAACUGAACUUUCAUACUUUACCAUCUCAAGACUCCAAGCCUUGUUCCCCCCAAGCUCAAUAGUUUUGGAUUUAUAUUUACACACAUAUAUACACAGAACACUGUUAACUUUUGUUUAUCUUGCUUAAGUUACUAUAUUAUAAGUCGAUUCUAAUAAAGAUAGUUUUAAGAUCAAAAACAGACUCCUGGUGUAGUCUCCACGAGGAAAUCUGCAGAUGCUUGGAAGUCAAACACACACAAAAUGCUGGUGGAG